This is a messenger RNA of Plasmodium gallinaceum, 1818 nucleotides long. It is a transcript of the gene ALP2b, whose product is annotated as actin-like protein, putative. The record is from RefSeq and is a predicted model, not a curated record. Gene Ontology annotation, biological process: regulation of transcription by RNA polymerase II. Gene Ontology annotation, molecular function: chromatin binding. The transcript has a single exon. The coding region runs from base 1 to 1818 and encodes 605 amino acids. Lineage: Eukaryota; Apicomplexa; Aconoidasida; Haemosporida; Plasmodiidae. Gene Ontology annotation, cellular component: NuA4 histone acetyltransferase complex; SWI/SNF complex.
AUGGAUGCAUAUAAUGAUAUUUUAAGCAUAGUUGUUGAUUUAGGAUUUGAAAAUACGAAAAUAGGAUAUUCUGGAGAUGAAAAUCCUUUAAAUAUUUUUAGUUCAAAUGUUGGUGUUCCGCUUGAUAUAUAUAAAAAAGUAAAAGAUGAAAUUUAUAAAAAGUGUUUGUGCUCAAAAGAAGAAUUUCAUCAAUUUAAUUUAAUAUAUCCUCUGUUUUACUUAGAAGCUUUAGAAAAUGUCAAAGUUAAACCUUGUUUGUAUCUUGAUAAUAGGAAUUAUUUUAAUAUAAAUGAAGAUGUAUUUGAGAGAAUUUUAUUUAUGAAUGUUAUUGGAGAUAGAUAUAUAUGUAAGUUAUUUGAAAAAAGAAUAAAAGAAUAUGUGGGUGAUAAGUUAUACAAGCAAUCAGAUAUAGGAAACGAAUUUUCUGAUAAUAUUGAAGAAAGUAAUAAAAAUGAAAAUAAAUGCGAAGAAUUAAAUGAUAUAAAUGAAAACAAUCAAAAUAAUUUAAAUAAUAAUAAUGAAAAUGUUGUAAUAAAAGAAAAUAACGUAGACAAUGAGUUAAUAAAAAAAGAGAAAAGUUAUCAAGAAGAAUCAUGCAAAACUGAUAUGGAUAGUAAAACUAUUUUAGAUGGAAAAAAUGACAAUAGAAAAUGCGAAAAUAAUAGCUGCGAACAAAAAAUAAACAAAGAUAAUAAAGAAGACAAAAUGAAGAUAUUGAGAGAAUGGGCUGACAAUAAUAAUUAUUUUGAUUUUGAUAUACUUGAGAACAAAUUUAUUGAUAUUGGUAGCAUAAAAAAUAUGAUAAAUAAAUAUAAUAAUGUUAAUUGUGGUUUUAAUGAAAACAUAGAAACCUUUUCUUAUUUAUUAUCUUUACCUAAUAAAAGAAAUAAGCAAAUAAAAACAAAAAUAUCUGAAUUGUUAUUUGAAAAAUAUAAAAUUCCUGCUCUUUAUUUUAAUUCAAAAUCUAUAUUAAGCGGAUUUGCAUAUAAUAAAAAUAUUUGCUCAGUAGUUGAUAUUGGCUCAUGUUAUACAGAUUUUUCUUUUUGUAAUGAAGGAGUUAUUGAUGACAAAAAUUAUAAAAUUUAUAAUAUAGGUGGUAAUACUAUUGAUUUAUUUUUAGAGGAAUUAUUAGAAAAAUAUAAUAAAGAAUAUUGUGUUCCAUAUUAUGAAUAUUAUAAAAAAAAUAGAAAACUAUAUAAAAAAGAAAAUAUUGAUUUAUCUUAUCACAAUAAAGCAAAAUAUAAUCCUUUAAAAGAUUUAAAAACUUACUUAUGUGAGGUGGCAGAUAAUGAAAAUAAAAUAAAUGAUGCAAAGAAUAUGAAUUUUAAUGAAAAUAUAGAAAUAUAUAUAUUACCAGAUGGACAAAAUAUAAAUAUUAGUCAGUUUAGUAAUAUAGCACCAGAAAUAUUGUUUACACCUUCUUUAUUAAAUGAUACAAAAUUGAGUAAUCAUUUAAAUAAUUUAUUUACAAAAGAUGAGAAAUUUGAAGGAAUAUCUACUACUUUGUUUAAUUUAUUAAAAAAAGUAACAUCUAUUAAAUAUAAAAAUGAAUUAGCAAGUAGUAUUAUUUUAACAGGAUCAACUACUUUAUUUAAUAAUUUCAAUCAAAGAUUCACUAAAGAAUUUAAUCAAUUAGAUAUAAAUAAUAAUGAUAACUUUCCAUGUAUUCAAGUUCUCAAUCAGGGUAAAUAUUAUAAACAAUAUUCGUCAUGGAUAGGUGGUAGUAUUCUGUCAUCCUUUAAAAAUUUUAAUUCGUUUUUUGUUACAAGAAAAGAAUAUGAAGAAUAUGGUUUUGACAUUAUUAAUAGAAAAUGUUAA